GAAAGUGGACCGGGUUGCACUGGUUGGGCCUUUCCGACCCGGCCUAAAACCCCAAAACCCUAAACCUCUUCUUUACACUCACUCUCUCCUGCGUCUCCAUCCAUUCGCAACCCUCCUUCAACUUCUUCUCUUCUUCACCAAUCCAUCAACAAUGGGUAAAGCAAAAGCAAAAGGAAAACAUCGUUUAGACAAAUACUACUACUUAGCCAAAGAACACGGUUACCGUUCUCGUGCAUCAUGGAAACUCGUUCAAAUCAAUUCCAAAUUCCAUUUCCUCGAAUCCUCACGCUCCGUUCUCGAUCUCUGCGCCGCUCCUGGUGGUUGGAUGCAAGUCGCCGUCCAACGUGUUCCCGUCGAUCAUCUCGUCAUCGGAGUCGAUCUCACUCCGAUUAAACCAAUUCGAGGCGCGAUUGCUAUUCAGGAAGAUAUUACUAGACCUGAAUGUAAAUCUAGAGUUAGGAAAAUUAUGAAUGAAAAUGGUUACCGUGCUUUUGAUGUUAUUCUUCAUGAUGGUUCACCGAAUGUUGGUGGUGCUUGGGCUCAAGAAGCUACUAGUCAGAAUUCGCUUGUUAUUGAUGCUAUUAAGCUUGCUACUCAGUUUUUAGCUCCUAAGGGAACUUUUGUUACCAAGGUUUUCAGGUCUCAGGAUUACAAUUCUGUGGUGUGGUGUAUGAAGAAGUUGUUUGAGAAGGUUGAGGUGGAAAAACCACCGGCUAGUCGUUCUGAAUCUGCCGAGAUAUAUAUUUUGGGGAUUAAGUAUUUAGCCCCUGCUAAGAUUGAUCCUCGCAUUCUCGAUAUCAAGCAUCUUUUUGAGGCUUCUGCACAACCAAUAGCUAAGAUGGUGGAUGUACUUGGAAACAAUAAGCAAAAGAGGCAUCGUGAUGGGUAUGAAGAUGGAAACACAACUUUGAGGAAGGUGUCUUCAGCUGCAAAUUUUGUUUGGACAGAUGCUCCUCUGGAGAUUCUUGGUUCAGUUACUUCCAUAAGCUUUACCGAUCCAGCUGAUAUACCAAUCAAGGAUCACGACCUAACAACUGAAGAGGUAAAAUCUCUCUGUGAAGAUUUGAGGGUUUUGGGGAAGCAAGACUUCAAGCAUCUUCUAAAGUGGCGGAUUAACAUUAGAAAAGCUCUAUCACCUGCUAAAAAGACCGAACCUGCUACUACAGCUGAGGUGGAAAAUGAGCAUGAUGUGGUGGAUGAAGAUGAUAGAUUACUCAACGAAAUGGAGGAAUUGACAAAUGCAAUGGACCGCAAGAAGAAGCGUGAAAAAAAGAUUCUAUCAAAAAGAAGGGCCAAGGACAAGGCUCGGAAAGCAACAGGGAUGCAAGUGGAUGCAGUAGAAGAUUAUGUUGACCAUGAGUUGUUUUCCCUUGCUUCUAUGAAGGGUAAGAAGGAUCUGGUAGCUGUUGACACCACUGACUAUGAAGGUGGUGAGGGUGAAGUGGAUGACAGUGAGAAUGAUGAAAACAAAGGUGGCUCGGAGCAUUCAUCUAGUGACUUAGAUUCUGACGAAGAACGUAGAAGAUAUGAUGAACAAAUGGAGGAUUUACUUGAACAAGCUUAUGAGCGGUUUGUGAUAAAAAAGGAAGGGACUGCACAGCAGCGUAAGCGUAUCAAGAAAUCCUACGAUGCAGACUCCCAACUUUUGGAGGCUGGUGAAGAUGAUGACAUUGUUCCGUCCAAAUAUGAUUCAGAUGACGAUCAGGAUGUUCAAGAAGCAAAUCCUUUGAUGGUGCCACUUACUGAUGGUACAGGGCCCACCCAAGAGGAGAUCACAAAUAUGUGGUUUAGUCAGGAUGUCUUUGCUGAAGCUGUAGAGGAAGGAGGCUUUGAGAAGGAUGACAGUGAGAAUGAAAUGGAUAUCGAUGGGCUGAAGGAGAAGCCGUUUGUUGCGGAAAAGAUCAAAGAAAAUAAGCCUGUUGCUGAAAAAAUCAAAGAAAAUAAGUCUGUUGCUGAAAAGAUCAAAGAAAAUAAAAUGACUACUUCUGUCGAGGCAGAUCGCACUCAAUCACAAGUAUCCAAUGAAAUGGAUUUUGAGAUUGUUCCUGCACCUGCUACUGAUUCCGAUGAUUCGUCCUCUGAUGAGUCGGAGGAUGAUGUUGGAAAAAAAGCUGAGAUACUGGCUUAUGCUAAGAAGAUGCUGAGGAAAAAGCAAAGGGAACAGAUGCUAGAUGAUGCAUAUAAUAAAUACAUGUUUGAUGACCAGGGAUUGCCCAAGUGGUUUCUCGAUGAGGAAAGAAAACACCGUGUACCAGUUAAGCCUGUCACAAAAGAGGAAGUUGCUGCUAUGAAGGCACAAUUUAAAGCAAUUGAUACUAGACCUGCAAAGAAGGUGGCUGAGGCCAAAGCACGAAAGAAGCGUGUUGCAAUGAGGAAGAUUGAGAAAGUCCGCAAGAAGGCCAACGCUAUAUCAGAUCAGCCAGACAUAUCUGAUCGUUCCAAGAGUAAGCAAAUUGACCGACUCUAUAAAAACGCAGUUCCAAAAAGGCCUCAAAAGGAGUAUGUAACUGCAAAGAAAGGUGUCCAAGUUAAGGCUGGUAAGGGAAAAGUCCUUGUUGAUCGCAGGAUGAAGAGUGAUGCGAGGAAAAGUGGUAUGGGUAAGGGAGGCAAAAGAGGUUCCAAGGCAAAGGGCGGCAAGGCACCAAAGGGCGGCAAGGCACCAAAGGGUGGCAGGGCUCCAAGUGGCAAGGCUCCUAUGGGUGGUGGCAAGGCACCAAAGGGUAGCAGGGCUCCGAGCGGCAAGAAGGGAAGGAAAUAACUGAAAAUAGGUUGGUGCACAAUUUCAGUGAUGAGUUUUCCUACUUUCCAAGCCAAAUUUUGUAUGUUUAUUUUUCUUUUGGUUGUUACUGACUGCUAUAGAUGGAUGAUAGAUAAAUUAAAUAUAGCUGUUUUGUUUUUCAUUAAGGCAAUCCUAUUCCAAAUUUGAUUGAUUUCGUCUGUAAUAGAAGAUGAAAGUUAUUUAGUAAUUUAAUUGUGGGCGCCAAUAUACCAUUGUUAGCAGAAACAGUUAGAAAUGGUUAAUGAUAUGAUUUUAUGGGUAA
Molecule: messenger RNA, 3041 nt
Organism: Medicago truncatula (barrel medic)
Lineage: Eukaryota; Viridiplantae; Streptophyta; Magnoliopsida; Fabales; Fabaceae
Product: pre-rRNA 2'-O-ribose RNA methyltransferase
Exons: 11
Coding region: 152-2758 (868 amino acids)
Biological process (GO): maturation of LSU-rRNA from tricistronic rRNA transcript (SSU-rRNA, 5.8S rRNA, LSU-rRNA); rRNA methylation; maturation of 5.8S rRNA from tricistronic rRNA transcript (SSU-rRNA, 5.8S rRNA, LSU-rRNA)
Cellular component (GO): nucleolus; nucleus; preribosome, large subunit precursor
Molecular function (GO): rRNA (guanine) methyltransferase activity; rRNA (uridine-2'-O-ribose)-methyltransferase activity
Source: RefSeq, a predicted model, not a curated record